Eurypyga helias (sunbittern) is the source of this 1095-nucleotide messenger RNA. RefSeq names its product fibroblast growth factor receptor 4. Gene Ontology annotation, cellular component: signaling receptor complex. Gene Ontology annotation, molecular function: fibroblast growth factor receptor activity; fibroblast growth factor binding; ATP binding. The transcript is spliced from 8 exons. The record is from RefSeq and is a predicted model, not a curated record. Lineage: Eukaryota; Metazoa; Chordata; Aves; Eurypygiformes; Eurypygidae. Gene Ontology annotation, biological process: protein phosphorylation; cell surface receptor protein tyrosine kinase signaling pathway; positive regulation of kinase activity. The annotation marks the transcript as partial.
CUCCGGCACCAGCACUGGAGCCUGGUGAUGGAGAGCGUGGUGCCCUCCGACCGCGGCAACUACACCUGCCUGGUGGAGAACAGGUUCGGCAGCAUCCACUACAGCUACCUCCUGGACGUGCUGGAGAGGUCCCCGCACAGGCCCAUCUUGCAGGCCGGGCUGCCCGCCAACACCACGGCGCUGGUGGGCAGCGACGUCGAGUUCUUCUGCAAGGUCUACAGCGAUGCCCAGCCCCACAUCCAGUGGCUGAAGCACAUCGAGGUGAACGGCAGCAGCUACGGUCCUGACGGGGUCCCCUACGUGCAAGUGCUCAAGACCGCAGACAUCAACAGCUCCGAGGUGGAGGUGCUGUACCUGCGCAACGUCUCCGUGGAGGAUGCUGGCGAGUACACCUGCCUGGCAGGGAACUCCAUUGGCCUCUCCUACCAGUCUGCCUGGCUCACCGUGCUGCCGGAAGAGGAGCUGGUGCGGGAAGCCGAAGCCCCCGAGGGCAAGUACACAGACAUCAUCAUCUACACCUCGGGCUCGCUGGCCGUGGCCAUGGCCGCCAUCAUCGUGGUGCUGUGCCGGAUGCAGACUCAGUCGAGCAAGCAGCCCCUGGAGCCCAUGGCCGUCCACAAGCUCUCCAAAUUCCCGCUCAUCCGACAGUUCUCCCUGGACUCCAGCUCCUCCGGGAAGUCCAGCACAUCCCUGAUGCGCGUCACUCGUCUCUCCUCCAGCUGCGCCCCAAUGCUGGCUGGGGUCAUGGAGCUGGACCUGCCCCUCGAUGCCAAGUGGGAGUUCCCCCGAGACAAGCUGGUGCUGGGCAAGCCCCUGGGGGAAGGCUGCUUUGGCCAAGUGGUGCGGGCAGAGGCUUACGGCAUCGACCGAGACCGGCCAGACAGAGCUGUCACCGUGGCUGUGAAAAUGCUGAAAGACAACGCCACGGACAAGGACCUGGCUGACCUCAUAUCCGAGAUGGAGAUGAUGAAGCUCAUGGACAAGCACAAGAACAUCAUCAAUCUCCUGGGGGUGUGCACGCAGGACGGGCCGCUGUACGUGAUCGUGGAGUUCGCUGCAAAGGGCAACCUGCGCGAGUACCUGCGUGCCCGCCGC